Anopheles marshallii is the source of this 1418-nucleotide messenger RNA. It is a transcript of the gene Ttd14, whose product is annotated as TRPL translocation defect protein 14. Gene Ontology annotation, biological process: photoreceptor cell maintenance. The transcript has 10 exons. NCBI's taxonomy places the organism in Eukaryota, Metazoa, Arthropoda, Insecta, Diptera, Culicidae. Bases 27 to 1418 code for a protein of 463 amino acids. The record is from RefSeq and is a predicted model, not a curated record. Gene Ontology annotation, molecular function: phosphatidic acid binding; GTP binding; phosphatidylinositol binding.
AUCAUCAUAACAGCAGCAGCAACAGCAUGGACGCAAUAGAGGAACGCAAGGUUUACCGUCUGGUGCUGACGGGAGGACCGUGUGGUGGCAAAACAACCGGUCAAUCGAGGCUGUGUACAUUUUUUGAGAACCUCGGAUGGAAGGUUUUUCGCGUGCCUGAAACGGCCACAAUCCUACUCAGCGGUGGCAUCAAGUUCGCCGAUUUGACCGGCACCACCGUACCCCCCACUGGCACUACCGACACCAAGCCGGCCGUCUUUAAGGAUGGCGUCCCGGAGCAUAGCGUUAUUGAUAUUGACAAAAUUACAACAUGUCCCCGGUGUAUGGCCGCCGCCGUCGGGAGAUUUAUCGAUUCCGCAGUGUACAAGUUUCAGGAAAACUUGCUCCGAACGAUGAUACAAAUCGAAAACACGUACUUCGAGCUGGGCAGGACGAGCAACAAAAACUGCUUAAUCAUAUGCGAUCGCGGAUUCAUGGAUGCCAGUGCAUAUAUCUCCAAAGAAAAAUGGGAUCGCAUGAUGCGUUCGAACAACUGGAACCCGGUUGAGCUGCGCGAUAAUCGCUACAAUCAGAUCAUCCACAUGGUAUCGGCCGCGAACGGUGCGGAACAGUUCUACGCCACGGAGGAACACUCGUGCCGGUCGGAAGGUGUUACGCUUGCACGCGAGCUCGACUACAAGGCUGCCUCGGCGUGGAUUGGACAUCCGUACUUCGAUGUGAUCGAUAAUUCUACCGAUUUUGAAAACAAAGUCAACCGCAUGAUCGAAUGCGUGUGCCAGAAGCUCGGCAUCGAUAUUGGCGAUCGGUUAUCGAUCACCUCGCGAAAAGUCAAAUUCUUGGUUUCCGGCCCAAUGCCUCUGGAUACGGCCUUCCCGGCAUUCCAGGACUUCGAGGUCGUGCAUCAUUAUUUGCAGUGUGCCGGACCACGCGUGCAGGCACGCUUGCGCAAGCGCGGCCAAAACGGUCGCUGGAGCUACAUUCACACGAUACGCCGACCGCAGCAGCAUGGCCAGUCGAUAGAGGUGCGAACGCAGCUGUCACAUCGUGAUUACCUUAACAUGCUAACGCAGCAGGAUGAUGCGCACUUUACCAUCUACAAGAAACGCCGCUGCUUCCUGGUCAACAACCAGUACUUCCAGAUGGAUAUCUACAAAGAACCAAGCCAUCCGAGAUGCAAGGGGUUAAUACUGCUGGAGACGUACACCUCGCUGACGGGCGAUAAGUUGAAGGCAAUUUUGCCCAAGUUCUUGAACAUCGUGAAGGAAGUCACCGGCCAGCCGGAUUAUUCGAUGUUCAAUUUGUCGCUGCGUGAAGACUGGAACAACACGAAGAAGUUCUGCUAUUCGCUGCACGAUCAAGACGAUGCGGACGUGAAAACGAACGGUCACUCCCAGAAGAUGAUCAAUGGUAAAGCGUAG